This is a messenger RNA of Linum trigynum, 2532 nucleotides long. The record is from the annotation of a GenBank genome assembly. NCBI's taxonomy places the organism in Eukaryota, Viridiplantae, Streptophyta, Magnoliopsida, Malpighiales, Linaceae.
UAGAACGAGCUAGGAAUGAGACGGGUAGGAAGUUGAUACCCAUACCCCGCCCCACGCUACUGCGAGUCGGCUAAUACCCGCGAUGAUAAUACCCGACGGGGCGUGUUCAAAUUGCCAUCCCUACCCAGCAAAUUGGCGACACAACCAAUAGAAUAUUCUUCUUCUUUCCUCGUAAAAUCCAAACAAUCACGAAGACCAGUCAAACUAAAGAAGACAUACAUAGUACUUAUAGACAGCUAGCUAGCUAGGUAAGUGCUGUUCCGAUUUAUUCUUUGGAUCAUGAAUGUUUUGCCGAACGGAACUUAGUAUAAAUGGAAACGUACGUACAAGCAGCAGGAGCUAUAGCAAGCUAGCUAGCGCAUAAAAGAAAAAGAAAAAUGACGAGGAGUCCAUCAUUAGGGAAGAAAUUAUUAUAUAAUAUCAAGGUGCCGGCAGCCGCCGUGACGGCGGCGGUUUUGCUGCUCGUCACAAUAUCGCUCGGACGAAUUACAACUGCGCAGGACAUGAACUUUCUGUGCAACCCUGUUAGGUACGCGCUCGGGGAUCGCCGGCGUCCUUGUGUGUACAGCCUGCUCACUCUCAUGUAUCAAUUAUCGGACCCGCCGGCGCCGGGAGAAUGGUACGGCUCCUUUGACUGCGACGGCGGCCGCUAUACUUUGUACGGUUACAGGCGGGCGGACAAGGGCGCGGACGGGGGCGCGGCGGGGCUCGAGUGCCUUCGCAAGGCCAGGGAUAUCCUCCGGACGGGGAAGUGCGCCGGACGGAUGGGAGGUCGGGCGGUGGGAGAAGGCUGCUACAUGAGGCACGAGGCUUACCCUUUUACAGAAGGAUAAAUAAUCGAUCAAACUAUACAUACUACGUACGUGCGGUAUUUUAUUUUCGAGAUUUUAUUUUGAAUAAAUGGGGGGAAAUCGAUCAAAUCCGUACGUCUGUGUCGAUCAAAGUGGAAAAGGUGUUGUUUUGUUUAUUUUCAAUUCUGUCGUUAAGAGUUUGUGUUUAAUUUGUUUCAAGUGAGUCUUUGUGAGUUGUCAAAGGUUGUUGUUUGUUGCUGAGAUUUAAUUUGCAGCUGGAUUUUGUUGAUCCAGCUAGCUAGCUGCUGAUUUGUGAGUGAGUGAGUGAGUGAUUAGCGGUGGUGAAGUCGAGUUCGUGGCUGAAUCACAUGAAUUGACAACGAUUAAAAAUAAAUCACAUUGAAAGCCUUCUCACUAUCCAGAAGUUAUGCUUCCAUCGUAAUUUCUUUUAUAGAAUUUGAGAUUUAAUUUUUGUUAUUGCAAAUACAAAACUAUGUACACAUUAAACUAUAAAGAGUUAAAGACAGUGUGUAUUUGUAAGACGGACAAGUGUGCAGAAUAGGAAACUAGGAAAGGUUUCAAUGCAUAAUCGAGGGUUCUCCACCCAAUAUCGAGUGGAGAAUUAUAAAGCCAAUUGUCAAUGAUACUCGUAAGGGUAUAAGUUAUUUUUCCUCAAUCGUAUAUCACUGACUGCACUGUGUCUGCUUGUAUCACUAACUUACUCCCUGAUAUAAUUGUAGCACAAAAUCUAUUCCUACCUACAAUUUAUAUCACAAUUUUUUUUGAAAAGGACAUGUUUAACCUUACGAAGUAGUACACUCUAAUCAAUAAUCUUAGUAUAAGAAAAAGAUACUUUCUUGAGAAGCGUAUCAGAUUCCCCCAAUAACAAGGACAAAAAAUAAACAUCUCACCCAAGACAUCUCCGGGUAUAGCAAAAUGAAAAAUACAAAACAUUAAGUGGAAAUAUACAGUAUGAUGCGGUAAGUUUACGUCAUUACACAUCAUAAAUAUAUGAUUGUGCAACACACAAUCUGUUACAACUAAUUAUUUUACAUAUAUUUUUUUGCUUUCUUUUUCUUUAUAUUUAUCUAGUCCCUAGUUGGUUUAAUUUUGUCUUUCCAUUGCUCUCGCUUUUAGCAUGCACCCAAUCAAAUAAUGCAAUUAUUCUAUUAAUUUACAACAGAUUGGUCCUUUGCUUCUUCUCGUAUCUGCAAAGUGUUAAGCUCAAUUAUUUUGACCGCUUUAUCCAAAAUCCUUAACCCAAAAUCCAGAUUUACAUUAUUUGUGGCUUCUAAUUAGAUGCAAAUGUUUCAAAUUCUGACGAAUUACGGCCGGUUGUAAAUUGCAUAAUUAUAAACCCAACAGGGGCAUCGAUCGUAGGCCCUCAGAUUCUCAAAUUCGUACUGUUGGGGGUGUUACUAAAUACUCCACGCGCGGACUAAAUAAGGGCGCGCUCAAUCGGUAACGUGCUCCGGACGAACACCACUACGAAGUAUUUAAAGACAUGAAACUCCCCAUUGAAGGGGGCCUUCUCUCUCUUCUCACUUUCUACUUUCUAUUAUCUCUCUACACUUCAUCUCUCUAUCUAUUCUCUCAACUCUCUCCACAAAGAUACACUGACUUGCUCGUCGGAGCUUAAUCCGGGGGGCAACCCCGGCUCUUUCACAGGUUCUCUCCCUCCCGACGAGAUCAGACGAACGGAUGACGAGUCAACCCACACCAACAAACAUUAUUGUUCCUG